This is a messenger RNA of Bombyx mandarina (wild silkworm), 2987 nucleotides long. Its product is annotated as irregular chiasm C-roughest protein-like. The record is from RefSeq and is a predicted model, not a curated record. Lineage: Eukaryota; Metazoa; Arthropoda; Insecta; Lepidoptera; Bombycidae.
CCGUGGAGUGUGGACUUGUGGAAACAGAGAGCGCGCUUUUAUAAGAAAUUAUCGAUAAACAAACAUUCGAUUCGUUUUACGAAAAUCAGACAUUAUUUUUGAUUUAUAGUUCGAAAUUGUUCUUUGGUGUUGUGGAUGUGUGAAAGUAAAGUUUUUUUUGGAUUUUACGCAAACGCGUAGAUGUAGCCCGGAUGCCGCGCCUUCAUAGCACGCAUUGGAAAGCAUCCAACAAAAAUGAAACAGCGACAAUUAAUUAUUGAGUGACCACAAAAAUAGCAUCAGUUAUGAGUGACACGAAAGUAACCGUCUAAAAAUUAUGCAUUUUUUUGUGAUGCUCAAUAAUGAGUUUUAGUAGUACGGUGUUGGAGGAAUGCGAACUUUGAUGUUGAAGACGUAAAAUUUAAAUUUAUUUGCGUAAACGCAGAUUCCUUCGGGGAAUAAAGAGCGAAACAAUGUCUAAAUAGUUUUUGAAUUUUGGUGAAAUCAAUGUGUGUCGCAGUUUUAUCACGUGUGCUGUGUCGACGGACGUGUGGUGUUAGUGAAAAAUGGCAAUGCUGAAUUUUAAAGUGUGCCUCUGGAUUUUGACGUUUCAAAUGCUGAUCGACUCGAGCUUGGAGAUAAUUGAUUCACACGUAAUCCAAGUGUGGUCAGCACCAGGGGGAACGACGCGACUGCCUUGCGAUCUGGCGGCUCCUGUACGAGACGUCGCCAUGAUGCUGUGGUUUAAAGACGGCGAUAGAAUGCCCAUAUAUACAGUGGAUUUUAGGAACGGUCCAUCAGUACAUUGGGCUACAGCUGGUGAGUUCGGUGCCAGAACUCACUUUGUGCUAAACGAAUCCGAUCCAUCAUCAGCGCACCUGGCGGUCGAGAAGGUCGUCAGAUACGAUGAGGGGAUAUACAGAUGUAGAAUUGACUACGUCGAUUCCCCGACCAGGAAUUAUCGUGUCAAUUUAACUGUAAUUGUGCCUCCAGAACCACCUCGGUUGUACGAUUCCGAGGGGAGGGAGAUUCUGGGGAACUUCGCGGGGCCUUUCCGGGAAGGACAAAACUUGCUUUUAUCUUGUCAAGCGGCUGGAGGUAAACCACCACCAGACGUUUCUUGGUACCAAGGUGCAGAUAGACUUGCCUUCACCAGAGAAGGCUCGGUCUGUCAACUUCACAUCCCAACUCUGAGCAGGGAGAUGUCCGGUGCCAAGUUCCAGUGCAGAGUAGAACCCCCCUUACUUGAACCGCAGUUCAGGGAUGUUACCAUCAAAUUAUUUUUGAAACCCCAAUUCGUCAGAGUGACUGGUAGUGGCGCGACCAGAGCUGGCCAGAAUCGUUCCUUCGUGUGCACGACACGAGGAUCGAAGCCAGCUCCUAACAUUGACUGGUUCAUCAACUCGCGCCUCGUGGAUUCGACUAUGACCGAGGUCGAAGUAGAUGGUGAUGUUACAAAGAGUAUUCUAACUUGGCACGUGAGAAGAGAAGACAGCGGUAGACAAUUGGUGUGCCGUGUCUCGAAUCCAUGGUUCCCUGCCUACACCAUAGAAGAUUCCUUAAUGUUUGAGGUUAUGUAUCCACCAGUAUCUCAAAUAUCGCUGAUAGAACCCAAGGAGCCUCGUUUGCUGCGAGAAGAUGAAAACGCUGUGCUUCUUUGCUCUGCUGAUGCUUCACCGGCAGCCUAUAACUUCACCUUUUACAAAGGUACAGAGGUGUAUCAAAUCCGAGACGACCCUAUAGCAGGGAUAGCUGUGGAAGACGAUCGACUCAUGCUUCAAGGUUUGAGAAGACAUCAUUCAACCGUAUACCGCUGUAAGGCUAGGAACUCUGAAGGCAGCGCUCUGAGCGACCCCCUCACACUAAACGUACUAACACGACCAGAAUGCUCAGCUGGUUCAGUAGUCCAGCAAUUAGCGGGAGCUCCUGGCGGAGAAGUGAGAGCAAGGUGUUCUGUUAAUGCGCCGUCAUCAAGAGACGCUGGCCCAUUGAGGUUUUACUGGACUUAUAACGGAACUAAAGAUGUUUUACCGGUUCCGGCAUCCAAUGUGACAGUUAUGGGAUCCAGCAGUACAGUGAUUCACGGUUUGCAUGACGAUGAAGACGAGGACUUGGGCUGGCUGGCGUGCUGGGCCAGUAACGACAUUGGAAACCAGAGAGAACCUUGUCUCUUCAGGAUAAUGCCUGCUGCUUUGCCUGAGCCGCCAAGUAACUGCGAAGUCACAAACGAAGUCCUCCGUUGUGAUGCUGGACACGACGGAGGCCUCUCCCAGCAGUUCCUGUUGGAGGCGCUGGAGGAGGUACGGCCACGCCAACCAACAGUCGACGAGAAUGAGAUAUCAACUAUGAACGACCAGGGUAUUUCUGGACGCGGUCUCUCCGAAGCCGUCUACAGGUAUAGGAAUGACAAGCCACAGUUCUCUCUAGACGCCCUGUCACCUGGUCGGUAUACAUUCCUGAUCUAUGCUGAGACUCCUCGAGGCAGGUCUCCCAGGCCGGCCGCGUUGAGAAGCGUGUCAAUACGAACUGUUGAAGAUCUGGACAGACCGGGUUCUCUGCAAACAAUGACACCCGGUCCUACCUCUCCGCCUGUCCAGACCGACAACAGCGUCGCAUUAUUAGUAGGUGCAGCACUUUCAUUGGUACUGCUGACCAUACUGACGACACUUUGCGUUGCUCUUGUCGUGAUGUGUAAAAAGAAAAAUCGACCGCGCCGUGGUGCUGAACCAGAUACAAUAUCGCGUCGCAACAUCGGCGUGUCAAUGUAUGGAGCCUCAACCAUAUCUCCGAGUAUAGUGCCCACGGUGGUGGUGAGAGGACAUAGAGGUUCCAGGGUAUUAGCCGCAAGGUGGUCUGGAGUACUAGACGAUGCUCCACUCGCAGUCCUAGCCUUGGAUACAAGACCUCAUGAUAGUGAUUCGAGUCGGAGCGAUGAAGAUCAUCAUGAAACAUCAUUGACAAGGCAUAUAGACGAUACGAGUCAAAUAGAUACUUGAUAAUACGGUGAU